Lepus europaeus (European hare) is the source of this 1226-nucleotide messenger RNA. It is a transcript of the gene CTSH, whose product is annotated as cathepsin H. Gene Ontology annotation, cellular component: lysosome. The record is from RefSeq and is a predicted model, not a curated record. Gene Ontology annotation, biological process: immune response. Gene Ontology annotation, molecular function: cysteine-type endopeptidase activity. NCBI's taxonomy places the organism in Eukaryota, Metazoa, Chordata, Mammalia, Lagomorpha, Leporidae. The transcript is spliced from 12 exons. Bases 31 to 1032 code for a protein of 333 amino acids.
CCCAGCCAGUGCCCUCGGCGCGCCGCCGCGAUGUGGGCCGCGCUGUCGCUGCUCUGCGCCGGGGCCUGGCUGCUGGGGGCCCCGGCCGCUGACGCCUUCUCGGCGAGCAAUUUAGAGAAGUUUCACUUUAAGUCAUGGAUGUCUCAGCACCAGAAGAAGUAUAGCGUGGAAGAGUACCCGCACAGGCUGCAGACCUUCGUCCGCAACUGGAGGAAGAUCGAAGCCCACAACAAUGGCAACCACACCUUCCAACUGGGGCUGAACCAAUUUUCAGAUAUGAGCUUCGCUGAAAUAAAGCGCAAGUAUCUAUGGACAGAGCCACAGAACUGCUCCGCCACCAAAAGCAACUACCUUCGGGGAACCGGGCCCUACCCCAGCUCUGUGGACUGGCGCAAAAAAGGAAAUUUCGUCUCGCCGGUGAAAAACCAGGGAGCCUGCGGCAGCUGCUGGACUUUCUCCACCACGGGGGCCCUGGAGUCGGCCGUCGCCAUCGCCAGCGGGAAGAUGCUGUCUUUGGCAGAGCAGCAGCUGGUGGACUGCGCCCAGAACUUCAACAACCACGGAUGCGAAGGGGGUCUCCCCAGCCAGGCCUUCGAGUACAUCCUGUACAACAAAGGCAUCAUGGGUGAAGACAGCUACCCCUACAGGGCCAUGGAGGGGCGCUGCAAGUUCCAGCCCCAGAAGGCCAUCGCGUUCGUCAAGGACGUGGCCAACAUCACGCUGAAUGACGAGGAGGCCAUAGUGGAGGCCGUGGCGCUCUACAACCCCGUGAGCUUCGCCUUCGAGGUGACCGAAGACUUCAUGCGGUACAGGAAGGGCAUCUACACCAGCACUUCCUGUCACAAAACCCCAGAUAAAGUCAACCACGCGGUCCUGGCUGUCGGGUACGGAGAAGAGAACGGGGUCCCCUACUGGAUCGUGAAAAACUCCUGGGGUUCCCACUGGGGAAUGAACGGGUACUUCUACAUAGAGCGCGGGAAGAACAUGUGUGGCCUGGCCGCCUGCGCCUCCUACCCCAUCCCCCUGGUGUGAGCGGCGGAGACCUGGCCCCAGAGGAGGCUGAGGGAGGGUCCCUCGGCCCGAGAGGAUCACGAGGAAGAAUUCCACGCCUCCACGGGAGACCGUCACCCACGCCAGCCAUGGGCCUGCGACCACGCCCGGCCCACGUGCACGGGAGAAGAUUCUGGAGUUCUGUGUUCUUUAUGCAAUAAACAUUCAGUGCCUUC